AUGGCUCCCUCACCGAACGCCAACGCGGACGAAGAUCCGACGACGCAGAUCCCCUGGCCGUCCAGGAGCAGAAGGCAAGCCAACGGGGAUGCGGAGGACGGCGACGAGCGAUCUCGCCUGCUCAAGCCCGCGGUGCACUUUUCCGACCGGACCCGGGGCGGCCAGGGCUCGAGAUCGCCUUCGAGGAGCGCGGAUGGCAGGAACAGCGCAGCGGCCUCGGGCAAGAAACGGCUGACGACAUGGAACCUUGUCGCGCUCAGCGUGUCCAUGCUCGGCGCCCAGAUCGCGUGGAGUGUUGAGCUGGGGUAUGGCACGCCGUUCCUCCUGCGACUCGGUCUGUCCGAGACGAUGACCAGCUUGGUAUGGCUGGCCGGCCCCAUCAGCGGAUUGAUAGCCCAACCACUCAUCGGUGCGAUAUCCGACUCGUCAACAUCCAAGUAUCGCCGUCGCUACUGGAUCGUGUCCUCGACAAUCGCUCUCGUGCUCUCCCUGACUAUGCUUUCUGAGUGCGAGAGCAUCGCGGCACUCCUCGUGGAUAUUUUUAACGGUGGCGAAGGUGACUGGGAUCCCGCUCGGAGGAAACGCGUACCAGACGGGGCUAUCGCCAUAGCUGUGAUCGCACUGUACCUGCUCGAUUUCGCCCUGAACGCGUUGCAGGCGUCCCUGCGUAACCUGCUGCUCGACAUUUGCCCCGCCGAGCAGCUCAGUCUCGGUAACGCGUGGCACGGCCGUAUGACGCACGCCGGGAACAUCGUCGGGUACACCAUAGGUUUCUUACCGCUCGCCAAGAUCCCAUUGAUUCGUUUCCUCGGUGGCGAUCAGUUCCACAAAUUCUGUAUCCUGUCGAUGAUCAUCCUCGUCGCCACGGUGUGGAUCACCUGCGCGACGCAGGACGAGAAACCCGGAGAGACGCAGCUCGCUAGAGGUAGGAAGCAAGGAAAGCUGGCGGAAAUCUGGAGCAACAUACGCGUCGCCAUUGUGCAGCUCCCGCGCCCCAUCCGACGCGUGUGCUACGUUCAAGUCUUCGCGUUCAUGGGGUGGUUCCCGUUCCUAUUUUAUUCGACGACAUAUGUUGGACAAGUGAUGGCGUACGAGACGGGCGAAGAGCCCGAUCCUGAAUAUGCUACCAGGACCGGAGAGCUCGGCAUGCUCUUCUACAGCAUAGUCGCCGUCGUCGCCGGCACCAUCCUACCCUUGCUAGCGCGGCGAGACGCGCGUCUGCUCGGCACUCCCGACGACGAGGAUGAAGACGCAGAGCUUGCCCGCCUCCGGAACCAGGUCAUGGAGUGGAAGGCCGAGGCGGCCUCACAGGGCCGGCCGCUCAAGCUGCCGAUGAUGCCCUUCCUGCUCCGCAACAUCUGGAUGGGCGCGCUUGUGCUGUUCACCGUCCUCACGUUCUCGACGUUCUUCAUCUCGACGGUGUAUCAGGCGAUCGCCAUGAUCAGUCUGGUCGGCAUCUGUUGGGCCAUCGCAUGCUGGGUCCCGUUCGCCAUCAUCAUGGAGAUCGGCCCGCCGGCGCGCCACAACACGAGGCCCGGCUUCCCGGGAGGUCGUCGACCGUCGCACACGCGCGUGCUGUCAACGCCGGCGUACCUGCACCGCGACGAACGCGAGCCGCUGCUCCGUGCGCGCUCGGUGGACGACUCGGACGCGGUCACAAACGACGACGCAUUGGACGACAAGACGCCGAACGCGGGCGGUACCGUGCUCGGCAUCCACAACCUUGCCAUCGUGAUGCCCCAAUUCAUCAUAGCCGUGGUGUCCAGUCUCAUCUUCCGUAUCGCGGACGCGGACCUGGACGACGACCCAAAAAACCAUCAUCAAUACCUGGGCAAGAACGGCGUCGCGUGGGUGCUCCGCUUCGGCGGCCUGUGCACGUUGUUCGGUGCGCUCAUGGUGAGACGCGUUCCGCCGACGCGGACAGAGAAGGGGAUCCGGCGCCGUCUCGCCCUCCUCCAGGUCCUCAAGGACGCCGGCACUCCUUGA
Molecule: messenger RNA, 1986 nt
Organism: Punctularia strigosozonata HHB-11173 SS5
Lineage: Eukaryota; Fungi; Basidiomycota; Agaricomycetes; Corticiales; Punctulariaceae
Product: MFS general substrate transporter
Exons: 11
Coding region: 1-1986 (661 amino acids)
Cellular component (GO): membrane
Molecular function (GO): sucrose:proton symporter activity
Source: RefSeq, a predicted model, not a curated record